Messenger RNA from Trichoderma asperellum CBS 433.97, 2040 nucleotides. RefSeq lists its product as uncharacterized. Gene Ontology annotation, molecular function: RNA binding; helicase activity. The record is from RefSeq and is a predicted model, not a curated record. Gene Ontology annotation, cellular component: catalytic step 2 spliceosome; intracellular anatomical structure. NCBI's taxonomy places the organism in Eukaryota, Fungi, Ascomycota, Sordariomycetes, Hypocreales, Hypocreaceae.
AUGACAGACCUCGACCUCGACUCGUCAUUCAUCCCCGCAUUGCACAAGCCACCAUCCUUGCUUCCCAUAGCAAAAUACCGCGAAAGUUUACUUUAUGUCGUAGAGAAGUUCCCGGUUACCAUCGUCAUAGGCCAGACCGGCUCUGGCAAAAGCACACAGAUUCCCCAGUUCCUCGAACGCGCUGGAUGGUGUUCAGAUGGAAAGAUCAUAGGAAUAACACAACCGCGCCGGGUGGCCGCCACAACGGUUGCUCUACGAGUGGCUGAUGAGGUGGGAUGUGAAGUCGGCCAAGAGGUUGGAUACUCGAUUCGCUUUGAAGAUGUCACCUCGUCUUCAACUCGGAUAAAGUUCCUGACCGAUGCUCUGCUUAUCCGGGAAGCACUGACUGAUCCCCUGCUGAGGCGAUACUCUGUCAUUAUGGUGGAUGAGGCUCACGAGCGAUCCAUCAGUACCGAUAUCUUGCUUGGUUUGUUGAAGAAGAUUCGAAGGAAGCGUCCCGAGCUUCGCAUUAUCGUCAGCAGUGCAACGCUCCAAGCUGAGCAGUUUCUUAAAUUCUUCACAGCAAGCUCUGACCAGGAAGCAAAAAAGCAAGAAGACGGACAGCCGCCACAGGAGAUUGCUACCAUUGUUAGCCUAGAGGGACGAACAUAUCCUAUUGAUGUUCUAUAUCUCGAGGCGCCAGCAGAAAACUAUGUCGAGAAGGCAGUCAAUACUGUUUUUGAUAUUCACACCCAAGAAGGCGAGGGAGAUAUCUUAGUCUUCUUGACGGGUCGCGAGGAGAUUGACAAUGCGAUUCAAGCCGUAGCUGAGAGAGCCAUGCAGUUGGAAAGCCAGCACGGCCCAUUACAGCCAUUGCCGCUCUAUGCCGGACUCUCGACAGAGCAGCAGAUGUUUGUGUUUGACAAAGCACCUGAAGGAACACGAAAGGUGGUCUUUUCAACAAACAUAGCAGAGGCUUCAGUCACAAUUGACGGCAUAGUCCAUGUCAUUGAUUGCGGCUUUGUCAAGCUGAGAGCUUAUAAUCCCAAGACAGGCAUAGACACAUUGACAACCACGCCCAUAUCCAAAGCAUCUGCCUCUCAACGCGCCGGUCGUGCUGGCCGUACCAAAGCCGGAAAAUGCUAUCGACUCUACAACGAAGCCGCCUACCAGGCGUUACCGGAAACGAACCCUCCAGAGAUACAAAGGUCGAACCUUGCAUCAACCGUUCUCCAAUUGAAAGCCCUGGGUAUCGACAAUGUGGUUCGAUUUGAUUUCCUUUCCUCACCACCGUCGGAACUCAUGUCAAAGGCACUCGAACUACUGUACUCAUUGGGAGCUUUAGAUGAGUAUGCAAAGCUAACACAUCCGCUUGGGUCUCGUAUGGCAGAACUAGCAGUCGAGCCGAUGAUGGCAAAGACACUGUUAUCAGCACCGCAGUUCAACUGCCUAAGCGAAAUGUUGACUAUUGCUGCCAUGACAAGCCUAGGGGGGAACAUAUGGUUCUACCAUGACGGCGAGCGACACAAGAUGGAGUCUUCACGGCGUAAGUUUGCUGUAGAAGAAGGUGAUCAUCUGACGUUGCUCAAUGUCUACCAGACGUUCAUCACGAAGGGAAAAAAAGAGGCUAAAUUUUGCCAUGAGCAUAACCUCAAUUACAAAUCCUUGACUCGGGCAGUCAGUAUCCGAGCCCAGCUCAAGCGCUACCUCGAACGAUUCCACAUUAACGUUGACGAGACGCUAUCGUCCAAACAACAGUCGUCCUCGAAUGUGGAUAAAAGCAACAAGGCAGAACAAAUUAGACGCUGCCUCACUUCUGGCUACUUUGCCCAUACAGCACGAAUGCAGCCGGAUGGAACUUAUCGAAACGUCGAGGGCGGCACUAUCCUGCACGCACACCCUAAUUCGCUAAUGUUUAAUCGCAAAGCUGACUGGGUCAUUUUCUAUGAGAUAAUGGAAACGGGAGACAAGACGUAUAUUCGCGACAUUACGAAAAUUGAGAAGAAUUGGUUAGUUGAGUAUGCGCCUGAGUUUUAUAAACUUUCAAACUCUCGAGGCUAG